Mustela erminea (ermine) is the source of this 932-nucleotide messenger RNA. RefSeq names its product neudesin neurotrophic factor (gene NENF). Bases 77 to 595 code for a protein of 172 amino acids. Gene Ontology annotation, cellular component: membrane; endomembrane system. Lineage: Eukaryota; Metazoa; Chordata; Mammalia; Carnivora; Mustelidae. The record is from RefSeq and is a predicted model, not a curated record. The transcript is spliced from 4 exons.
UCCGGGGCCGCGGGGCGGGAGCGCGCUCAGGCCACCCAGCGGCCCAGGCCGCCCGGCCCUGCUCGGCGAGCGCACCAUGGCGGGCCCCGCGUCCCGGCGGCGGUUGCGGCGGCUGGCAGCGCUGGCCCUGCUCCUGGCGCUGGCCCCGGGGCCCCCGGCAACCUGGGCCGGGCAGGUGCCGCGCCCCGCCGAGCGGGGGCCCCCGGUGAGGCUCUUCACGGAGGAGGAGCUGGCCCGCUACGGCGGGGAGGAGGAGGAUCAGCCCAUCUACAUGGCAGUGAAAGGAGUGGUGUUUGAUGUCACCUCUGGAAAGGAGUUUUAUGGACGAGGAGCCCCCUACAAUGCCUUGACUGGGAAGGACUCCACCAGAGGGGUGGCCAAGAUGUCUCUCGACCCCGCAGACCUCACCCAUGACACUACGGGCCUCACAGCUGAGGAGCUAAAAUCCCUAGACGACGUCUUCACCAAAGUGUACAAAGCCAAGUACCCCAUCGUGGGCUACACGGCCCGGAGGAUUCUCAACGAGGACGGCAGCCCCAACCUGGACUUCGAGCCUGAAGACCAGCCCCAUUUUGACACAAAAGACGAGUUUUGAUAUUCCAUCCUGGGAUCGUGUUCCUGAUGGGGGGCGGGGCAGGGAGACCCUCAGCUGCCCGAGCCUCUGGGCACCCGGACCCAAAUAAAGCAGACGUUGAACCGGGAACCCUGAAUGCUUGUUAUAGUCCUUGGUCGAGUGUUCUGUCCCCAUGGCACCUCCCCCACCCCCGCACACUGACCAGGCGGGUCAGGACGGUGGGGCCAGGAGCGCCCUCGGUGUCACCGUGGAAGUGACUGACUGCUUCAGAUUUCUGUUUUUUUGUACUUGAACCAGAUUCACUGUGACCAUGUUUACUUUAGAAUGAGCACGAAAAUAAACUUCUUAUUUUUCACAA